AUGGGCAUCAAAUCCACAAUGACCACCCAACCACACAUCUGCGUCAUCGGCUCCCUAAACAUCGACUUCGUAACGUCAACCCCCCGCUGCCCGGGCGCCGGCGAAACCCUCACAGCAACCUCCCUGACCGUCACAGCCGGCGGCAAAGGCGGAAACCAAGCCACAGCCUGUGGCCGCGCCUCCUUCACAACGAACACCACCCAAGACGCAUCCGUCAGCAUGAUCGGCGCCGUCGGCGCAAACGACGUCUACUACUCGACCCUCCUCAGACCCGCGCUGGAGAAAUCAGGCGUUAGCACGGCGGAUAUUGAGGAGUCGAGUGUGGCGCAGACGGGUUCGGCGACUAUUAUCGUUGAGGAGGGUGCUGGAGGCGAGAAUCGGAUUCUCGUUGUGCCUGGCGCUAAUCAUGCGGGCGUUAUGGGGGAUGUUGGGGCCAUUGUGGAUGUUGUUAGAGGCCAGAGUGUUAGACCUGGUGUUAUUGUUUUGCAGGGUGAGAUUCCCAGGGAGACUACGUUGGGGUUGUUGGAGUAUUUUAAUGGUGGCGGUGUUGGGUUGGGAGAGGAGAAGGUCCAUGUUGUGUUUAAUCCAGCGCCUGUUUAUCCGGAGGGGAUUUCUUUGCAGGCGUUGAAGCAUACUUCGGUGCUUAUUAUGAAUGAGACUGAGGCUGUCCAGAUGUCGAGGUCUAUUGCGGGGUUGCCCGUUUCUGACUCGACUCAGCCGACGGACUUGGAUGAUUUGCAGCCUGAGGAGCUGGCGCCGCGGUUCCAUGAGACUGCUGACGUGCAGCUUGUUUUGAUUACUUUGGGUGCAAAGGGUGUUUAUUACUCGACUCGCAGUGGUCGUCGGGGUGCUGUGCCCGGAAUGCGGGUUCCCAAGGUUGUUGAUACCACAGCUGCUGGUGACACAUUUGUCGGAUACUUCUCGACAGCUUUGGCACGGUUCCUCGCCAGAGGAGAGCCCCUGGAGGCAUUCGACAGCGAGAUCGAGAGCUCCGUGAAGACUGCCAAUGCCGCGGCUGCCAAAUGUGUCGCUGCGCCAGGUGCAAUGCAGAGCAUUCCUUUUGCCUAUGACCUAGAGUGA
Molecule: messenger RNA, 1080 nt
Organism: Penicillium cataractarum
Lineage: Eukaryota; Fungi; Ascomycota; Eurotiomycetes; Eurotiales; Aspergillaceae
Product: ribokinase
Exons: 1
Coding region: 1-1080 (359 amino acids)
Biological process (GO): D-ribose metabolic process
Molecular function (GO): ribokinase activity
Source: RefSeq, a predicted model, not a curated record